AUGACCCUCAAGCACUCACUCCAUCGCUGCAGCGCAGUUGUUUCGCUGGAGGGGCAAUCUACCCAGUAUCUUCAGAAUCUUGAGGGACUAAAUAAAAUCCAUUAUUUGGACGUACCUAGUCUCGAAUUUCACCUACAGAAAUUGGAUUUCGACCCUGUAGGGCAGCCUCCAAGAUGUCGUCGCGUUUGCUAUCGAUGAAGUUUAUGCAGAGGGGCAUAGCAAACUCCUCCACAGCAUCAUCACCCACAACCCCACGCGCCGAAGACACAACGCAUGCGAGCAAGCGACGAAAAUCCGAGGGACCACUGUCCCCAGCUCUCAACCGCGGACAAGCUGCGGGCAGCGCGAAGCUCGACGAAAAGGCUGUCAAGGCAGCGAUCGCAGAAGAGGAGAGGAAAAGGCAGGCGGCUAUUGCAAAACAGGCUGCCGAGUCGGGCGACACUCACUGGGUUCUCGAUUUCCCAGCUGCGUCUCCUUCAUCGGCAUCUAGCAAGUCAAAAGCUCCAUUGAGGGUGGUUCAGGUCGGAUUUGCCCAGAUCGAUACGGCGGACAAAGGAGAAAAUGAAGAAUACGCCGGCCCAUCGCCUUCGGGAGCACAGAUAAGGCGCUUUAAUAUGAAAGCGAAAAAUUCGACUAAAGACACGAAGAUAGAAUCAGAACAGGACGUGGACAUGGGAUCGGAAUCUGGGAGCGAGGACUCUGAAGACUCCGAAUCUAACGAUUCAUCCACACCAUCCACACCAUAUACUGCCGGCGGUAGCGAUAUACGUGGACGACAGUCCGGCAGUCAAGACAGCAAACGAAAACGUGGGAGGUCGGAGACCUCAGCAAGAAGAAAUUCCGAGAGGACUAAAGCUCAUGAGUUCUCUGCGAAGCGCAGGAAGAAGAACGUGAAGCUGAACAUGCCCUUGUCCAUCUCAUCUGCUAACCCUCCCGCUCACAGCCCAUCGUCUAAGCGAAGGUCAUUAGGCAAGGGUGGGCGUUGAGAUGCCGAGUAUUUUUCUUCCCAGAACUACACCAUACUGUUUCGCAGCGGAAGUAUCCGUGGGAGUAUCCGUGGGAUCUCGUCAGUUUCUGUGCGAGUACAUGGUCUCCAUGACAUUCGACCAGAUCCCGGUCCCAUCUCGCAUAGCCUUUGCUCAUGUCGAGCGAAUUCGCAUGUCAUGGCUUGAAUGCCUAUCAUCUAACUAGGCCGCUUGCAAAUUUCAGUGGUGACGAUCCUGAUACUGACAGCAGCCAAGCGACUUUAGGACUGGGCGAGAGUGAUUUCACCCCGCUUCUAGUACAUUGUCUAUCGUGCAGCUGCGCCUGACAUCCACCGAUAGAUAAUGGGGAUGAAUGAGAUGACCCGGUGGUUUCGAUUUGUUUCAAUCACUUGCUUCUGGAUGCCGGCAAAACUGUGCCGUUAACUACAGUUUAACAUAAUUCAGGGUAAAGGGGAUAACUUGAAGCCAGAGAAGCCUCCUAUCCUCACGGCAUUACGCUCCCGAAAGGACAAAUUCCCGGGGCUACGGCUACAAGGGCCAAGUCUCAACCACGUUACUUGAGGUUUAUUGAGAUUGACGGCGCAAGCUGGCCGUCGCUGGUCAAAAAUAGUAAACACACAAUAAACAGCUUCGAAGACAAAGGAAAUACACCUAGACCUAGUGAACAUUAAAGGAUAUAAUC
This is a messenger RNA of Pyricularia grisea, 1668 nucleotides long. RefSeq lists its product as uncharacterized. Lineage: Eukaryota; Fungi; Ascomycota; Sordariomycetes; Magnaporthales; Pyriculariaceae. The record is from RefSeq and is a predicted model, not a curated record. Bases 174 to 986 code for a protein of 270 amino acids. The transcript is spliced from 2 exons.